AUGGAUUCAGCAAGUUCUGAGGCGCCAAACGGCCCGAAUCUGGACGUUCAACAACCUUCAUCUUCAACCAAAAGCAAUGUAGGUUGAUUUAUCUGUGUUUUUUUACUUUUAGGAGAUUAAGAAGACAAAGAACAAAUAUUUCUAUAUAAAAAUUUGUCGCCUUUAUGCAUCUUCACACGAAUCGCUUAAAACUAUUGUUUUACAUUGCUUCUUUCCAGGCAAAUCCGCCUGAAAUGCCGGCCAAAGACGUAACGUCUAUCUCGGGCCAUUCUGAAUCACAUGAAGAUGAUGUUGUAAUUGUAGAGGCAUCAAAAGAUAAAGAAACUAAUCCACAGGUUGAGGACAAUGUUAUUAUUGUAGGUGGUGCUAUGGAAACUGUGGCUCCUUGGGAUCCGGCAUUGAGGAGCAGUAAGUGUUUUUGAUAUUUGAGGUGGAGAAGGGUUUAGGGAAGGUAAUUGGGUUGUAAUGUGGUUGAUUUGGCUUAGAACUGGGUUGAAAAUAAGGUCUGUUUGGAGGUGAUGAUCGGCGGGUAUUAUAACAUUGAAAAAUGGAUUUUUCUUUGGUUUUUUGAAAGUUUUUUGUUAAGAAUGUGGAUGAAAAGCAUGUUAAAAAUAUUUGAUUACAUCUUAUGAGCAAUUUCAGGUGAAUAUAAUGGUUUUGAAUGGCAUUAAUAUCACUAUAACUUUAGGUGUGCCAGCCUCAACACCAUCAAGAGUGAUUCCUCGCCGUUUACCACUAUUAAGCUCUGUAAAAUCUUCAACAACGAAUGAGUCUCCAUUAGUUAGAGUUGGUAACAAUCUUCCAGCCAUGAUUCCACGUCUGAGAGGAAAUUAUUUUACUAAGCCUCAACAUCCUCCAAGUUUUGGCUUAGCUGGCUUGUCACCAAACCACGGGCAACCUGAGAUAGAAGAAAUUCCACCUGAUCCAAAAGCUAAAGGAAAGAAAGUCUUUAGAGGACCACAUGGACUGAGCUUCGCCCUCAGGAAAAACGAUCCAACACCACCGGUAGCUAAGCUGCCUUUAUAUAUUCGAGGAGUUGCUGGUCGUCCGGCUCCUGAUGGUACUCCUGGGACUUCUGGGGUUGAGAAAACUGGUGCUCUUGGUACGAAUGAUGGUUCAAUUGCUUCAAAAUACACGUCUGUUGUUAUCAAUACAGGUGCAGAUCCAAAAACCACUACUGGUCCAUCUGGUACUAAGCCUGUUAAGAGUACAAUCAGUCCUAAGAAGCCCAAAAAUACUCUCAGUUCAUAUGUGAAAGCCAGUACGUCUGAUGGAGCGGCUGAUACGUCUAGUUCAAAAAAUACGCCUGGUACUACUAGUUCAAAACACACGUCUGGUACCAACGCUUUGAAUUACACGUCUGGUUCAACUCUUCCAAAGACUAUUUAUACUUCACCACAUAAUCGACCAUCACCAACAAAGAAACCGGCCGAACAAGUGCGGAAUAAAGAGCCAGAAGCCGAUAAUGUUGUGGAUCUAUCUGGAUUUGAUGAUCAUAUGGAUGAUUACAACUCAAGCCAGUCUGAUUCAUUUUCAUUACCAAAAAGCAUCAGUGUUGGACAUAAAACCCCGGCUGCUACCAAUGGUUUUGACAAGUCAAGAGUCUUUCAAGUUAGGGUAAGGGUCCCGCCGCGAAAACAUGAGUUUUAAGAUUUUUGGUUUAAAACUGUUGAAUUUGGGCUAAACUAUGUUAAAUUAAAAAGUUAUGUUAUUAAAGGGGCUCCUUUUUGAAGCUCUGAAUUUUAUGAAAGUUUAGGGUCUCACCACGAAAACAUGAAUUUUGAUAUUUUGGUUUAAAGAUGCUUAAAACUGUUACUAAUUGGUUCAUAUAGGUCGACAGUAAGGUUGUUAUUGCAACUUCUGCUAUCAAAAAAUUUUAAUUUUUGAAAAAUUUUGGUUUUAUUACCUAAAACAAUUACAGAUGCCGGAACCAUUGAAUAUCCGCUUCUCAGAGGACGAGGCUGCAAUUUUGGACAAAUUUACAGCUAAACCAGAGCCUUCACGUAAUUACACAGAGCACAUCAACGACAUUCAAGAACAUCAAACAGCUCUUGAAUAUUGUAGUAGGCUGAUUGAUUAUCAACACGCCGUCAUCAAGGAACUACACGACAAAGUGAUUGAAUUUAAAAAACACGGUGACGAAUGGAAGAAUGAUGCAAAACGAAUGGCACGUCAGCUAUCGUGCCGUGUUUUGAAGCCGCAGGUAGUGAAGUAUAAGACCCCCUACUCUAAGGUCAGUAGGAAGAAGAAGGUCCGAGCAAAGUUGAGGCAAAUGGUCAAAGAUACGUUCGAGUACGAGGAUGAGGAUCUAAACAAGUUGUUGCGAGACACUUUUCCUGAAGCCUUUUAUGCUGCGGACUCACAAGAGAAAUCGUGGCAGAAGAAGGAUGAUGAUGAAGAUGGCGAUGAGGAUUACCUACCUGAACACGUCUACAUGCCUCAUAAUGCUCCUCAGCACGAGUCCUUGUAUUACUGA
This is a messenger RNA of Bursaphelenchus okinawaensis, 2476 nucleotides long. NCBI's taxonomy places the organism in Eukaryota, Metazoa, Nematoda, Chromadorea, Rhabditida, Aphelenchoididae. The record is from the annotation of a GenBank genome assembly.